UGCAGAAGCGAUUUACUGUCAAAUGUCACAUUCCUUUUGGGAUACAAAAUUUCGUCAAAAUUAUUUUCACAACAUAUUUUUCUAAAAUAUGUUAAGAUAUUCCAAAUUUUAUAACUGCAUAUAAGAACGAAACCGUAACCUACCACUACUUAGCUGAGACCAACUGAACGAACUUAAAUAUUUUACCACUCAAAAUUUCUUAAGUAUAAUCGUCGCAAACCGGAUUUAGAUAAGCUCAAUAUGGCGCAAGCAAACCUUGAGAAUAUUUGCACAGCUUUGUGUGCGACCAAAGACCCGGUGCCUGCUUAUCCACUGAUAGCGCGUACUUUGAAAAAGAAUUCACUGCCAGCCUGCGACGCCUUUGGACCCUUUCCAGAUGAGACUAUUGUGUCGGGUAUUGAUCGUGCGCUCUAUCUGAUGGGAGCACGACGCGUACAGGAGUUUCUGCACUUGCCCACACCAUCACUGGACUCGAGCAACAGCGAUAUUUCGCUUAGCAUCUCGCAGGUAUCUUGUCCCAAUUCGCAUAAGCCGUGUCGUAAAUGUAGCACGAUCAUAACGUCAGAUACCAAGGACAAAAAUAAGCUGCCGGGUUGUUUGAAAGUGACCAAAACCUGUACAUGCCCCAAAUGUCGCGCCAGCACCGCACAAACGACAACCUUCUCUAGAAGACCAUGCUGUUGUUGUAGCACCUCAUCGGCGCAUUCAUCGAAAAGUAGCCUGGCAUCGCAUGUGCAAAUCUGUGAACCGCCCAGGUCGAGAAAUCCUCUAAAGCGUUCAUUUUCAAUGUGCUCACUGGCCUGCCGAAAGCUAAAACAAAUGCUCACCUGUCCACCGAGCGAUGGUGAGAAGGCCAAAUGGCUGUGGGCACGUCUACAUUCCACAGAUAACGGCUGUCAGGUGUAUGAGAUAUUCAAAAACUCCAAUGUGUGCACACAUCCGUCGGAGUUUGAGAAACAACGGAUGCCACAUGUCAUUUUCGUCGUGCUGCAGAAUGGCUCCAUAAUGCCAUUCGAAAUUUUGCCCUCACAUUGAACACAGAAAGCAAUGAAAAGAGAGAGAGAGACUCGCUGGAUUUCUUAUAUCCAACCUAUAUGUAGUGUUUCGGUACUUAUAACUACUUUUUAUAAUGUUAAAAACUAAACAAAAAAAAAAAACUAAAAAUAUAUACAGAUAAUG
Zeugodacus cucurbitae (melon fly) is the source of this 1179-nucleotide messenger RNA. RefSeq lists its product as uncharacterized. The transcript is spliced from 2 exons. The coding region runs from base 241 to 1035 and encodes 264 amino acids. NCBI's taxonomy places the organism in Eukaryota, Metazoa, Arthropoda, Insecta, Diptera, Tephritidae. The record is from RefSeq and is a predicted model, not a curated record.